GAAAGAUUACAUUAGACUAAAACAGAAAAAAAAAACACGUAUAAUAACAAAAAAAAAAUGAAACCAGAAUUAAUUAUAUUUAUAUUUAAAAUGUAAAACAAAAGUCCCGUGUUUUAUGAUCUACAAGGUCAUCCCACUAGUACUAAACGAGACGCCAUUUUGUAACGAUGCAAUGGCGCGAUCCCCUCGCAGCGCGUCAGUCGCCCGUCGCACGCUGUCUGUGUUGAAAGCCGUUACGUUAUACAAACUUAACAUAUAUAUUUAUAUGUACAUACAAUGGUGACUAUGCAGUUCGAAUACGACCCAGAACGUCUCAUAGAGGAGAUCAAAAAACGUCCGGGUAUAUGGGAUUUUGACAACAUAGAAUACAGGACGAAAAGCACACGGCAUAAGUUAUGGACAGAUGUUGUAAACGAGCUUAUAACAAACGAUGUUAUGAUAACGAAGAGCGAUCGAAGAGAGCUAGAAAUACAACUACAAAAGAAAUGGAAAGGCAUCAGAGACUGUUUCCAAAAAUACAUAACGAAUCCUAACAAAUCAAAACGUCCGUACUUAUAUAGCAGACAAUUGCAAUUCCUACUCAAAGACGCAAAGGGCACGCAAAACAACGAAGCCGGUUCCAGCGAAUCAGAGGAAGUUCGGACUAAGACUGUAUGGAAACCUAUGAAAAAACUACGUCUAAAGAAAGAGAGCUUUAGUGAGGAGUAUCAAGCGGUGAAAAGUAUCGACAACGAUGGUUAUCGAUCCAACGAGGAAGUAUCGAUGGAGGUGCCAGUAAAACAAAGCAGUGGGCACAAUAAAAAUGCAACAGAAGAAUUUGCCUUCGCGUGUGUAGACUCACAGAACAGAACGGAACAGGAAGAUCCAGACAAACUUUUCCUUUUAUCACUACUGCCACAUAUGAAGACAAUACCAGAGGAGAUGCGUCUAAACGUGAAGAUGGACAUCAUGCAAGUACUGAGAAAUGGAAAUUAUCAAGCCGUUUCCGGACACGAUAUAAUUUGACCAACACGAAUAUAUAACUACGACUUGGUGUUAAAUAUGAUGCUCUUAAAAAGUGCAGUGCGGUUAAGGGUACAUUAUAAAAACCAGCAAUUGGUAUGGUAAAUCUUGUUCCAGUGGAGGCAGAUAUAAGUAAUCCAUUUUCAUAAAUGCAACAUGACUUUCUGUAUAUUUUUAAAUAAGCUAAUACUAAUACAUUUUUAAACCUUUAUAUAA
Danaus plexippus (monarch butterfly) is the source of this 1218-nucleotide messenger RNA. RefSeq lists its product as uncharacterized. Gene Ontology annotation, molecular function: DNA binding. The coding region runs from base 277 to 1005 and encodes 242 amino acids. NCBI's taxonomy places the organism in Eukaryota, Metazoa, Arthropoda, Insecta, Lepidoptera, Nymphalidae. The transcript is spliced from 2 exons. Gene Ontology annotation, cellular component: transcription regulator complex; nucleus. The record is from RefSeq and is a predicted model, not a curated record. Gene Ontology annotation, biological process: regulation of transcription by RNA polymerase II.